AUGGAUGUAGGAAAUUCCUUAAUACCUCCGACUGGUCGAGCAAUACUUAAAGAUGUACCUAUAAGAGUUGGUGUUAUUGAAUCAAUUCCAUUUACAAUAGUUACAAAUGUUAUUGAUGAAUCUGGACAGAAUACAACGAAACUAACUGGUUAUGUACCUGAUCUUAUUGAAUUGUUAGCUGAUAAAAUUGGAUUUAUUCCAAAAAUUCAAUUAGCACCAUCAAAUCAAACAUAUUCAGGAUUAAUUCAAGUAGUAGUUAAUGAUGAUUAUGGUAUUGCUAUUGGUGAUGUUACAGUUAUUGCUACACGAAGAGAAUUAGUUGAUUUUUCUAAUGCUAUAUUUGAUAAUUCGUUACGUAUAAUAAUGGGAAAAACAUCUGAUGUUACUAUUGAAUUAUUAUCAUUCUUAAAAGCAUUUUCACGCAAUCUUUGA
This is a messenger RNA of Rotaria sordida, 432 nucleotides long. Lineage: Eukaryota; Metazoa; Rotifera; Eurotatoria; Philodinida; Philodinidae. The record is from the annotation of a GenBank genome assembly.